GAGGAAACUGGACACAUGCCAGAUGUGACCAAAUGAUGCCGUUCAUCUGCUACGAUGAAAAGAAGAGAGACGGUAAAUCGAUUCAUUUGAUUGAGGAGAAGAUAACCUGGACAAAGGCUCAGAACUACUGCAGAGAUCACUACACUGACCUGGCCAGUGGACUCGAUCAGGUGGAUGGGCAAGAAUUUAAGAUCCUGAAAAAGUCUCAGGAUUUGUGGAUCGGCCUGUUCAGAGACACCUGGAGGUGGUCAGAUGGAAGUAAUUUCUCUUUCAGGCACUGGGAUAUGGAGUCAUUUAAUGACGGACAAAACAAAAAGAAAUGUGCUUCGACUCUGUUAAACAGAUCAAGAAAAUGGAGCUCUGAUGAAUGCAACAAAAAAAAGUAUUUCUUCUGUUAUGGUGAUAAAUUGAUUCUGAUCAAUGAAAACAAGACCUGGGAGGAAGCCUUGGAUUACUGCAGACUGUACCACACUGACCUGGUCUCCAUCACUAACCCUCACCAACAGAGAUGGGUGGAGAGGAGAGCCAAGAAUGCCAGCAGUCCCUACAUAUGGGUGGGACUGCGCUACACCUGCGUGAUGGAUCUGUGGUUCUGGAUCAGUGACAAACUAGUCUGCUACGAGAACUGGGCUGAUAAUGGAAAGAUUGAGGAGUGUGGUAGGUGUGCAGCUAUGGAAAGAGGAGGACGGUAUCAGUGGGUCAGUCAAAGAGAACAUGAGAAAUAUAACUUUAUUUGUUCUACAGAAUUAAAGAUGCAGUGGAGUCUCUUUCUGCUGAUUCUGAUGGGUCAGUGUUUCGUCUCCACCUGUUACCUGUAUGAGUACCACUUUAUUAGAGAAGACAAAACCUGGGAAGAAGCACAGAAAUACUGCAGAGAGAAUUAUGCAGACCUGGCCAGCGUGUUUGACAUGGCAGACAUGGCGAGACUGCAUGAAUCCAAAGAGUAUGAAGGUAAAGCCUGGAUUGGACUGUUCAGCAACCCAGGAAAAGAAAACAGGAUGUGGCAUUGGUCUCUGCCAGGGGUGAACUACACUGAACAUGAAACCAGAUGGGGAGCUUCUGAACCAGAUGAUCAAAAUCAAAAUGAGAACUGUGUGAAGACAAGAGGAAACUGGACACAUGCCAGAUGUGACCAAAUGAUGCCGUUCAUCUGCUACGAUGAAAAGAAGAGAGACGGUAAAUCGAUUCAUUUGAUUGAGGAGAAGAUAACCUGGACAAAGGCUCAGAACUACUGCAGAGAUCACUACACUGACCUGGCCAGUGGACUCGAUCAGGUGGAUGGGCAAGAAUUUAAGAUCCUGAAAAAGUCUCAGGAUUUGUGGAUCGGCCUGUUCAGAGACACCUGGAGGUGGUCAGAUGGAAGUAAUUUCUCUUUCAGGCACUGGGAUAUGGAGUCAUUUAAUGAUGGACAAAACAAAAAGAAAUGUGCUUCGACUCUGUUAAACAGAUCAAGAAAAUGGAGCUCUGAUGAAUGCAACAAAAAAAAGUAUUUCUUCUGUUAUGGUGAUAAAUUGAUUCUGAUCAAUGAAAACAAGACCUGGGAGGAAGCCUUGGAUUACUGCAGACUGUACCACACUGACCUGGUCUCCAUCACUAACCCUCACCAACAGAGAUGGGUGGAGAGGAGAGCCAAGAAUGCCAGCAGUCCCUACAUAUGGGUGGGACUGCGCUACACCUGCGUGAUGGAUCUGUGGUUCUGGAUCAGUGACAAACUAGUCUGCUACGAGAACUGGGCUGAUAAUGGAAAGAUUGAGGAGUGUGGUAGGUGUGCAGCUAUGGAAAGAGGAGGACGGUAUCAGUGGGUCAGUCAAAGAGAACAUGAGAAAUAUAACUUUAUUUGUUCUACAGAGUAAGUUUUAAACCUCUCUGACUCACUGCAGGUUAAUUACUGCAGCAGAAAUAAUUUGCUUUUAUGAUUUUUAUCAAGCACUUAAGAGAUUAAAGAUUAAAAAUAUCUAUGUCAUAAGUAUGAUUGAAAAUGAUGAUUUAAAACUUACCAUGUCAUAAACAUUUUUUUCUGGAUGUGCUCUAUUAUUCUAGAGAGAAUAUAGUGUGUUAAAAAAAAAGCUCAGUCUUAACCA
Maylandia zebra (zebra mbuna) is the source of this 2081-nucleotide messenger RNA. NCBI's taxonomy places the organism in Eukaryota, Metazoa, Chordata, Actinopteri, Cichliformes, Cichlidae. The record is from RefSeq and is a predicted model, not a curated record.